Molecule: messenger RNA, 1755 nt
Organism: Impatiens glandulifera
Lineage: Eukaryota; Viridiplantae; Streptophyta; Magnoliopsida; Ericales; Balsaminaceae
Product: protein NRT1/ PTR FAMILY 4.6-like
Exons: 3
Coding region: 1-1686 (561 amino acids)
Biological process (GO): transmembrane transport
Cellular component (GO): membrane
Molecular function (GO): transmembrane transporter activity
Source: RefSeq, a predicted model, not a curated record
AUGGAGUCCAAUUCGAACCAACAACUUACAUGGGAUGGCUAUGUCGAUUGGAGAAACAGGCCUGCCAUCAGAGGUCGCCACGGCGGAAUGCUGGCCGCAUCCUUCGUCUUAGUUGUGGAGAUUCUGGAGAAUUUGGCAUUUUUGGCGAAUGCAAGCAACUUGGUUUUGUAUCUAUCAGAAUACAUGCAUCUUCCACUUUCUACAGCAGCCAAUUCCGUCACAAACUUCAUGGGAACCGCUUUCUUCCUCGCCCUUCUCGGCGGUUUCCUCUCCGAUGCAUUCUUUACUACCUAUCAAAUCUAUCUCUCAAGUGCCAUAAUCGAGUUUCUGGGGCUAAUAGUUCUGAUAAUCCAAGCAAAGUCAUCAUCCCUACAGCCUCCGGCAUGCAAAAUAGGAGACCCCUGCGAGGAAGUUGCAGGGGGUAAGGCUGCAAUUCUAUUCAUCGGAUUAUAUAUGGUGGCGCUCGGAGUAGGUGGCAUCAAGGGCUCCUUGCCAACUCAUGGGGCAGAGCAAUUGGACGAAGAAACAACGCAAGGUCGAAAGCAGAGAUCGACUUUCUUCAAUUACUUCGUCUUCUGUCUUUCUGUUGGAGGCCUAAUUGCGGUCACAUUUGUCGUCUGGAUUGAAGACAACAAAGGCUGGCAAUGGGGAUUCGCAGUUUCAACAUUGGCUAUCUUCUUGUCUAUCCCUGUUUUUCUUUCUGGGUCCUCUGUUUACAGGAAUAAGAUUCCGAAUGGUAGCCCAUUGACGACAGUUUCCAAGGUUGUUUUAGCGGCGGUUUUCAAUUCAAGCACGAAAAACGCCGUUGUAAACAUUGAACGAGAUUUAAUGGCUGUCAGAGACUCGUCGGAGAAGACGACGGCGUUGGAAGGCCUCAAGUUCUUAAACAGGGCGUCGGAGAACAAACCCUUCCAUUCAAUAUUUGAAUGCUCAAUUCAGGAAGUGGAAGAAGUCAAGACAGUCAUAAGAAUCCUCCCCAUUUUCGCCUCCACCAUCAUACUCAAUUGUUGUCUGGCUCAACUGUCCACUCUCUCCGUUCAACAGGCGGCCACCAUGGAUACGAAACUCGGUUCCUUCAAAGUACCACCUGCUUCACUCCCUGUCUUCCCCACAGUCUUCAUCAUGAUCCAGGCUCCCACCUACGACUAUUUCAUAGUCCCAUUCGCCAGAAAACUAACCAAAUCCGAAACGGGCAUCACUCAUCUCCAGCGAAUCGGGGUCGGACUAUUCCUCUCAAUCGUUUCCAUGACGAUCGCCGCUUUAGUUGAAACGAAGAGAAGGACGGUGGUGAUCGAAAACAACCUUCUAGACUCCCCUAAUCCAUUACCCAUCUCAUUUCUCUGGAUUUCCUUGCAAUACUUGUUUUUGGGUUCAGCCGAUCUUUUCACGUUAGCAGGACUGAUGGAAUUUUUCUUCACAGAGGCGCCUAUGAGAAUGAGAUCUUUAGCCACUUCACUGUCAUUUGCAUCUCUGGCCAUGGGUUACUAUUUGAGCAGUGUGAUCGUGACGGUGGUGAAUGCCAUCAGCAGAAGCAGCAGUGGAUCUAGUGCGUGGCUCUCAGGCCCCAACUUGAAUUAUUUCAGGCUAGACAAGUUCUAUUGGCUCAUGUGUGGAUUGAGUGGAUUCAAUUUCUUCAAUUACCUUUUCUGGGCUAACAGGUACAAGUACAGGCGCAAUGGAGUCUGACCAGUAAAACAUAAGCUAGAAACCAGGUGUAUGUAGUAUUUAUUUGUUUAAUUAAGGAGCUUGAAAACU